Scheffersomyces stipitis CBS 6054 is the source of this 1332-nucleotide messenger RNA. RefSeq lists its product as uncharacterized. The record is from RefSeq and is a predicted model, not a curated record. Bases 1 to 1332 code for a protein of 443 amino acids. Gene Ontology annotation, molecular function: A2-type glycerophospholipase activity. Gene Ontology annotation, biological process: cardiolipin acyl-chain remodeling. Gene Ontology annotation, cellular component: mitochondrial inner membrane. NCBI's taxonomy places the organism in Eukaryota, Fungi, Ascomycota, Pichiomycetes, Serinales, Debaryomycetaceae. The transcript has 2 exons.
AUGCUGGAAGCUGUUCGAAAGGCACGCUUCAAGAAUACUGUCAUCGAGUACGAUCUUUUUCGGGCCAUUCUUCUGGACGACAUCUACAUAGAAGAGCCUAUAGAGGAAAAGAAUGCAGAAGAAAAAGGACGACAGCCAGAAAAUGAAGUGCAAGAUGAGGAACCACAUACCAGGAACGUUCCGCUUUAUGCUGAACUUCUUGAUAUUGAAAUCGACGAAGAUGUCUCCAUUCAUGAGCUCUAUCUAGUUAAUAAUACAGACCCAUCUGUGACGGAAACUCAUCUCGUAAUUAUCCAUGGGUAUAUGGCAGCCUUGGGGUAUUUUGUCAAGAAUGUCGAACCGUUGCUCAAAUCUCAACCAGGGCUUCGUCUACACGUCAUCGACUUGCCUGGCUUUGGAAAUUCCUCUAGACCUACUUUCCCUAAAGAGUUCUUGACAGAGCCAAAAACUAAAGCAGAAAAGAUUAAACAGAUUGUAGAUAUCGAAAACUGGUUUAUUGAUAAACUAGAGUGCUGGAGAAAGAAACGUGGAAUCAAAAAAUUCAAACUAGUGGGCCAUUCCAUGGGUGCGUACUUGUCCUGCUGCUACUUGAUGAAAUAUAAUAAGGCACUGGAUAAAGUAGUAGACGAAUUUAUAGCUGUCAGUCCUAUGGGCACGGAGUCAAGUUAUAAUAGUUUGCUUAAUAACAAAAAGCACCAGAAGAAUUAUCAUGGAGACGAAAUCGAUCCUUUCAGAGAAAUUGUCGAUUUUGACGAAGAAGAUGUAGUGACAGAUGAACUUAGGUCACUUUGGGAGAGCUUGGGACAGCCUAAGUUUCCCAAAAAUUACAUUCUCGAGAAGAUAUGGAAAUACAACAAAUCACCGUUCCAAAUUCUCCAAAAUUUCGGACCCUUCUACUCAAAAAUAUUAUCCUAUUGGUCCUAUAAACGAUUUAGAAACCUUAAGACUAAUGAGGAUGAGGCUUCUAAUUCUUCCCUAGACUUAAUUCUUAAACUUCACAGUUAUUCAUAUUCCAUUUUCAACCAAUACCAGGGCUCAGGAGAAAUAGCCAUUACCAAAUUCAUUAACCAUGAGAUCUUGGCUCGUUUACCUCUCUGUGAUCGUGGUCUAGUCGAGUAUUUGAACGAAACAUUAGUUAAAAGUUUAUGGGUAUAUGGCGACAAGGAUUGGAUGAACCAAAAGGGUGGGUUAUAUAUUCAUGAUAAACUAAAGGAAAUAAACCCAGAGAUUUCAGACUUUAAAAUUAUCGAAGAUGCGGGGCAUCACAUUUACUUGGAUAAUCCUGAAAGUUUUAACAAGACGUGUAUAGAUUUUUUUCACUUGUGUGCUUAA